AUGCCACGGGAGAGGCAGGCUCUGUGCUUGAUCGAGGAUUCGUGUGUGGCCGCCCAGCGGGCCACUGCAGCAGCUUCCGGGUCGGCGCUGGCGGUGGGCGAAGCUGCGGGGGCCGGGCUUAGGCGACGCUGGCUGAAGUUCAAGGCGAGUGAUCCAGCGGCGCAGGCCGGGAUCGGAGAGCUCCGCAGGGGGCUCCGGCACGGGCGCCUGGCCUCCGCGUGCCUGCGAGCGCUGCGGGCGCCAGCCGCGCAGCAGUGCGGAGCGAAUUUCUUCUUGGACGAAGAGGCUGGCUAUGGUAUCAUCUCGGCUGUACAGGCGGGCAGAGUCGCGGUGAUGGCCGUGGUGCAGGCGGUCGUCUUUGGGCAGGCGCAGCUGCGCGGCCGCGGCGAGCAGGCAGGACUUGAGUCCGUGAAGUCCGAGUUCGCGCGCCUCAUGUGCGAGCAGUGCUUGCGGGCAGGCAGUGGCGGGCUCGCUGCCGGGCUGGUGCAUAUCCCCCAAACGGAAGAGGAAGUCCGGGCAGGCAGUGGUGUGAAGGCUAGCGGCUUCGCUGGGCGCGCGCAGCCAGGCAAGGACCCAGCAGCGGGCGGGCGAGUCGCCGGCGAAACCGCAAAGGUGCACUGCGAAAGGCUGGCCAUGCGAGCUGGUCUUGGUCUUGUAGCAGGUUCCGUGCAGGCGUGUAGGAGUCAGGCCGAGGGAGCUCCACUCGACGCGUUGGGCGUCCCCCCAGCGCAGGCUGGCGUGGAUGCAGAGCAGAGCGGCGCCCAGCCAGAGGCGCAGGGCGAGCGGCACGGCGGGCUGCACUAUGUGGCGCUCCCAGGCGAUGACCACGGCCAUGGGUAG
This is a messenger RNA of Symbiodinium necroappetens, 840 nucleotides long. The record is from the annotation of a GenBank genome assembly. Lineage: Eukaryota; Dinophyceae; Suessiales; Symbiodiniaceae.